This is a messenger RNA of Orussus abietinus, 3602 nucleotides long. Its product is annotated as putative zinc metalloproteinase YIL108W. The transcript has 4 exons. The coding region runs from base 63 to 1676 and encodes 537 amino acids. The record is from RefSeq and is a predicted model, not a curated record. NCBI's taxonomy places the organism in Eukaryota, Metazoa, Arthropoda, Insecta, Hymenoptera, Orussidae.
GGCUAGCCGUUCGGACGAGGGGUCCCGGCCUCCUGACGAACCCUGCCCCUCCAGCGAGGAAAAUGGUGCUGGCGGACGCGACAUUGACGGACAACCGUCGACACGUGUUGGUCAACGGCAACAAAGAAUGCGGCAUCGUGGUCAGCAACCUGGUGGAUGGAGAAUGCCUCAGCUACAGUCUGGCUCUUAUCCGAGGCAGGGCUCCGAUUCUGUGCCCAUACGUGACGGUCAGGGGCCACAAAAAUGCAAUUGGUCAGUGGCCAAUCGUCAAUGGCGAGUUCCGCGCCCUGGUUGAUCUCUGCAGGGGUACCAACCAGCUGGAGCUGGAAGCUGGAGGCAUCAGGAAGCAUCUGACACUGAUACACGAACCCCGGGCCACCAGGUUACGCGUCACACCGGUUUACGUGAUUUGUUCAGGACACGAUGGCUACUUCCAGGGUCCACGAUGCGAGGAUCGAUCGCCCGAAAGCGCAGCCACCAGGAUCGGUCUGGGAGCCAGGUUGCUGCAGACCCUGACUGCGGAGAAGCUGCGCGAGGCUGGACAUGGUAGGAAAACCUUCCAACUGGAGCGGGACCUGGACGGAGCGGAGUGUUUGGUGAUGCACAGUAUGCUGCACGUGGACAGAGCCAGGGCCAUGUCGCAGCGGGCCCUCUGGGAGCUGAUCGGCCGUGAGCUGAUGACCGGCCCCCUGGCUUCCAGAGAUAGGAAGUACCUGGCUUUUCUCUCGUGCACCAGAUACCGGGGUGCCCCAAACCCACGUACCCAUGAAGACACCCUGGCCCGAACGGAAGGUCACGCUGCUCUGGGAGGAGGUGGUCUUGCGCUCUUCGGGUCCGCCUGCUUGCACACCUGGCCUACCAAAAUGUCCCAGGUGCUAGCCAGGUUCCUGGAUCCAACGAUGGUCGACACGGAGCAGCUGAUGGAUGAUAGUAACUACCGUGGCACCCAUGGAGGCUGCCUGGCCACCACAUUGGGCUCUGCUCUCCACGAGUUGGGCCAUACUUUCGACCUGGGCCACACCAGGGAGGGCAUCAUGGGCCGUGGGUUCGACUACGUCGAUCGCGUCUUCGUCGGCGGUGCUGGCAUCGACUUCAACCGAAACCCCAUCAGGAGAGACCCCCAGCACACCACCGUGUCCCUGUGCAGGCCCCUCAGCGUUACCGUCACCAUCCAGGACGUCGUCCACCUCAGCCCUAGAAGAGGUCGGCUCCUUUCAGAGACCUCCAGGCCCUCACCGUCCGCCAGUCCCAGGAACACCCCGGGAAGACUCUCCGCCCCAGCCAGUCCUGAACUCAACAGGUCCUUCGCCAAGACCCUGGCAGCCUGCGAGCCUCCUUCCCAGCCAGACCGAACAUUCUGGGGACCUUCUUGUGCCGCUCUCCUUGCGUAUCAUCGCUGGUUCGCAGGCGAAAUAGACAACCACGCUGUUCGGGAACGCGACAUCGAGUACGAUGGCAAAAGGAAUGUCGUGCGUUCCCACUUCGGUGUCCGCGUGAUGGAACUCCGGGAAUCCUCUGGUGGCAUGGUGGUCUGUUCCAGGCAGUUCCCUGGACCUCGUCCACCGCUGGAAGCUCUGGUACCUCCGCCACCUCCACAUUGCAUCUCCAGCUUGACCCUCGUCGCCGAGGACUCGGCUGGGAACCUUCUGAAACACCCUUUACCGACCGCCUUCUAGAAAUAAUAGAACGCUUUCGUUUUCCUUUUCGCGAAGGAAUCCGUUUAACGUUGACGACUUUUUUCCUCAAUGGGGAACGAAGUCGUCGCGAAACUACAAUCUCGACAGAGGGAGGUAGCCGAUGGGCUUUCAUUUAGUUUCCAAAGUCAGACUCGAGUUUCUUUCCUUUUCCCUCGGUGAUUUUAGCAAGGUACUUCCUUGAUUGUGGCCUACCUCAGCGCUGACCAAAUCAUGAAUUAAGGUGAGGUUGAAUACAUAUACAAAUAUAUAUUACAAAUAACGGGCGUAGUCUCCCAGUUGAUAAACCAAAUAAGGGUGGGACUCUGACCACGGUCAGUUGAUGUACAAGGUUCUCUUGGUGCGGGCAACGCUUAUUUUGGCCAAAGACACCAUUUUUCUUCGUUUACCUUUCCACUUUUUUCUUCGGUGAACGAAGUCUAAGAGUGAUUUUUAGUCGUCAUUCAUUUAUUUUUACGUUGUGUAAUGAGCAGUAAAAAUUAUGUAGGAUGAUCUCUUCAACAAAUGGUGGACCAGGAUGGUCUUGGUUUACCAUUUGCCGCUAGUUCCUAUUUGUUAAUGUCAAUGACGACUCGAUUAAUAAGUUGCACACCUUCCAUUAGAAUAGGAGUGUGUUUGAAUGUGUUUCUCCCAAGCACAUCCUAUUGAAAUGCUUCCACUUCUAAACAGUACGACCUUAACGAACAAAGAUAACUGAUCGUUUAGUUCAUAACCUUUUAGUCGAGAAAACUGCAAGGGCUGUGUGCAGAUUUUUCGCAGUCGCGGCCCUGAGCCAUGAGAAAAGAAAUUAACAAAACUAUAUAUUCUUAAUUUUAAUGACGAUCAGAUUCAGGGAUGGGCACGCUUCAAUUAAACUAGUUUCUGCUUUUAAUUGCACUGCUGUUUACGUACCAGACAAGGUGCGAAUAAUUAAAUAUAAGCAUAAAAUAUUCAUUUCGUCAAAUUAUCCAGACCAACACACUUCAAGUGAUGUGGUGUAAGCAAUAAUCAAAUUACAAUUGAAGCUGAUUAAUUGUGACCAUCUCUGAUCGAGAUAGACAACUAUUUGGAUAAAGUUUAUCAUAAUCGAACGUACAUGUGAUAAGAUUGAAAGCUCGAAGUUGUGAUUCCAUAACUUCUAUUUAGUCGGUUUAUAGGAUUAAAGACUUGAUUAAUGAGGCUUGACGAUUCCUGCAGGUGAUUUCUUAAGAAUGUGAUAUUGCUGGUUUUCCUUUGACAAGGUAUAUACAAAUUAAUUGAUACAUUUUUUAAAUCGUUACCCUGCAUUCUAAAUAACAUUGGAACUGUUCUCCUGUAUCAAAAUAGAUAUAAUGGUACGUCUUUUUGUCCUGUAUUCAUGAAUUUUAAUUUAAACGGAACGUUUGAUAAAUAUUAAUUUGUAUAUAUCUGUGUAGUAUUAUCUAUACACGUAUAUAUACAUAAAUUGCGUUGCUCGUCAAUGAUAAAUAAAAUAUAACUGCAUCAAGCUAAGGCGAUGUGCACAAAACUAUUGACGACUAUAGAGGAUCUGACGAUAGAAGAUAUAAUAAUUCUAGUUACCCUCUGGGUUAUUUAAGUCAAACGUCAGCCAUAUAAUACCAGACAUGGCUACCGAUGUUUCACAGCAUUUAAUUAGGAUCCCCUGUAUCCAGUAUUAUUUAUUAACUUAUUUUAUUAAUUUAGGCUAGAGGAAUCUAUGAAGAGACAAUAUUGUACUGCAGAUCUCGUCAAAUGGAUGAAAGAUGCGCAGAUGUACGUACUACAAGAAAAUACACGAGCAUUUAGAGGUUAACUCAAAAUCACCAAGUUCACUCGCGUGCGUUUCACUUUCCUAAAAUUCCAAAAACCGCCUGUCCUCCUUGGAGGAAAUGACAAAGACUCGCUCAAUUUCGUUCGAUAAACAUUUCUUUUGUGAAUCAUGUCCCACGA